Molecule: messenger RNA, 3253 nt
Organism: Manis javanica (Malayan pangolin)
Lineage: Eukaryota; Metazoa; Chordata; Mammalia; Pholidota; Manidae
Gene: NAPG
Product: NSF attachment protein gamma
Biological process (GO): intracellular protein transport
Cellular component (GO): SNARE complex; vacuolar membrane
Molecular function (GO): syntaxin binding; soluble NSF attachment protein activity
Source: RefSeq, a predicted model, not a curated record
CUGCGCGGCGACCGUCUCCCGACCAGGCUUUGCGGUACUAAAUUUGAGCCUUGUAGGCCUCCGUAACCUUCGGGCUAUCCCACGUUCCGGUUUUCUCCUCGGUGUUUUCACGCCUACUCAGCCGGGCUCUGGCCCUCCACGUCAGGGACCUGGCUGUGACGAUGGCGGCUCAAAAGAUAAAUGAGGGGCUGGAGCACCUCGCCAAAGCAGAGAAAUACCUAAAAACUGGUUUUUUAAAAUGGAAGCCAGACUAUGAUAGCGCCGCUUCUGAAUAUGGAAAAGCAGCUGUUGCUUUUAAAAAUGCCAAACAGUAUGAGCAAGCAAAAGAUGCCUGUCUGAGAGAAGCUGUUGCUCAUGAGAAUAAUAGGGCUCUUUUUCAUGCUGCCAAAGCUUAUGAGCAAGCUGGCAUGAUGUUGAAGGAGAUGCAGAAACUACCAGAAGCGGUUCAGCUGAUUGAGAAAGCCAGCACGAUGUAUCUGGAAAACGGCACCCCAGACACAGCGGCCAUGGCUUUGGAGCGUGCUGGAAAGCUUAUAGAAAAUGUAGAUCCAGAAAAGGCUGUACAGUUGUAUCAACAAACAGCUAAUGUGUUUGAAAAUGAGGAACGCUUACGACAGGCAGUUGAGUUACUGGGAAAAGCCUCCAGACUGCUAGUACGAGGGCGCAGGUUUGAUGAGGCAGCACUCUCUAUUCAGAAAGAAAAAAAUAUUUAUAAGGAAAUAGAGAAUUACCCAACAUGUUAUAAGAAAACAAUUGCUCAAGUCUUAGUUCAUCUGCACAGAAAUGACUACGUGGCUGCAGAAAGAUGUGUCAGGGAGAGCUACAGCAUUCCAGGGUUCAAUGGAAGUGAAGACUGUGCUGCCCUAGAACAGCUCCUCGAAGGGUACGACCAGCAAGAUCAAGAGCAAGUGUCAGACGUCUGCAACUCACCACUUUUCAAGUACAUGGACAAUGAUUAUGCCAAGCUGGGCCUGAGUUUGGUGGUACCAGGAGGGGGAAUCAAGAAGAAAUCAGCAGUAGCAGCACAGGCCAAGCCUGAAGGCACUGCUCCCGGUGCUGAGGAGGAAGAGGAUGAAUAUGCCGGCGGGCUCUGCUAGGGCCUGGCUUCACUUCGCACGAGGGAAGGGAAGAAUCCCCACGCACCAUCCGUGGACUUGGAACUUGUCAGGGGGGCCCAGACUCCAUUGCAGUCUUGGUUUUGAAUGCUAAUAAAUACUCAUUUUUAGCUACCAUUUCCCCAGAUCACCCUGUAUACCCACUACCUGUGGCGCAUUUUUUUUUUCUUACCAUGGUGAGAGCUUUUCUAAGACACCAGCAGAAAUUAACACAAAAAUGUACUGUCAUGUUUUAAUGCAGUUGAUUUUCAAAAUUACAAGCCAAAUUCUAGAUAAAUUCCAUCCUAAACAAAAGGGACAAUAGGCAUAGAUAUUCUUUUCUCUCAGGCUCUUAUAAUUUAUUGUUAGAGAAUUUUCUUUGCAUUUUAUUUAACAAUUGCUGCUAAAAGUGAAGUUUACUGGUUAAACAAAAUGGUAUUUAAACAUUUGUUUCAUUCUCUUUUAAAAGGAAAUUUAUCCCCUACUAGGUACAUUUAAAUUAGUAAGUCUUUUCAGAGGUGAGGUUGGUAGAGGAAGCUGUUUUGAGCCCUAAAAUAUAAUUAUCUCAAGAAGAGAUGCAUUUGAAGACUUAUAUGUAAUUUUGAAAGUUUUGAAGGUAGUAUGUUAAAGUGAUUCUGUAAAUUUCUUCAGUUCUUUCUGAAAUAUGAGGAUUUUUCCCACCUAAAAAACCUACAGAGGCUAUCUCCACACCCACUUGGCUCUUGACUGAGAACUGAGGACCUUUUUUUAUGCAUUCUAACAAAGAGGUAAUGUUUCCAUCAAAUGUGUGUACGUAUACAUUUCUUCCCUCUAAAAUAAUUCUGGUUCAUUUAGAGUUGUAACAGGACAGUAACUUGAUGUGAGAAAUGCUGUACAUGACAAAAAUUUAGCAGAAAGGGCAAAAUUGUUUUUGAGUUACUGUACUUAUAUUUUAAGUGCUGUGCUGCCAGUAUUUUAUACUGGUAUUUCCAAAAUGUUAUUUUUGAAGUUUUCCCUUUUCACUCUGUAUGACUUAGACCCAUCUCCCAGUCUGUUAGUCAGAAAGAGGCUCCAAACAUCAGCAGUGGUUUCCUGUGAAUUCGCUGUCUGUCUCUCCAGAGGGUCCUACCUGAUGUGAGUGCAGUGUGGGCUUAGUUUUGCUGGACUUGCUACAAACACUUGUGCAGAUCACUGCAGGCAGCUUUAAUCACAGUUGGUUCCCUGGGAGAACAUAGGCAGAACAUCCUUGUUUGGGUGGAUGGGUGUGUAGAAAUCUUUACUGAAGGUCUGAUUCAAAACACUAACAUUUUGAUUCCUCAAGUAGUUGCAUAGCAGCUCAUUUUCAGUAAUUUGUAUGGAGCUGAACUUUGAACAGUGUCAGUAAAGCUGUGUUUAGGCAUUUGUAUUGUAUGACGCAUUAGUAUUUCAGAGAUCUCGUCAUUGCUGCUCUACCCUUCAGAUCCAGUCGGAAACUUCAGGGGUCUUAUAUUAAUGCCCAUUAAAUAAUUUGUUUAAACAGAUUUGGCACAUUUAACAGAUACUUUAGACAAUUUGUUCAUAGACCAUAUCUAUUUCAGGCAUGGAGCAAUGUUUUACUUUUGCUCUUUUCUUACAUACUAAACAAAAAUGAGGAAUGAGUCAAGUGCACUCCAGCAGCAGUGCACCUGAACCUCCCCACAAGAGGCUUCACACAAGCCCGACCUCUCCACACCCCUGCCCAUGUGUAAAAGCUAAAAGGCAGGACGGCUGGCGUUUGAAUCAGCCUUGUUCUGUGUGGUGUCUAGUUCAGAGCAUUUAUCCCCCUUAUUUUUCCACUGACAUCAGUCUUUAUCCUUACGGGUUAGUCAGCCAUGGAAAACUUGUUGUUUACAACAGGAAAAAUUGUUUUCCAGAACUCAAAUCAUCACUUGUACCAAAGUGAAAGUCUGCAUGAAUAUGCUCAGCAUCUAAUAGUCAAUAUAGUCAGUAAAGUCAGUCUACAGAAUAUAUUUAAUAUAUUGAAUUAAUUUGUACAUUGCAGAGUAUGGUAUUUGUGUAUGCAAUCUGUGCUUUAUUCUUAUUUUUUUCUAGCUCUUUGAUGAGUAGAAUAUUAAAUGUAUUGUUAUAGAAAUGCAGAUUAUUGCUUCUAUAGGAAGAUAAUUAUGAAAAUAAAAUCCAAAAUAUAAGUAUGAUUAUUUUUA